Messenger RNA from Chlamydomonas reinhardtii, 1396 nucleotides. RefSeq lists its product as uncharacterized. The record is from RefSeq and is a predicted model, not a curated record. The transcript has 2 exons. Lineage: Eukaryota; Viridiplantae; Chlorophyta; Chlorophyceae; Chlamydomonadales; Chlamydomonadaceae. The coding region runs from base 33 to 773 and encodes 246 amino acids.
GCGGCGGCGCAGCGGUCGGCGAGGGCGGCGAGAUGGAGGGAGGCGUGCAGGUCGACCGCCGCGCUCUGCGCAACCAGCUCUUCCUGCUGCUGGAGAAGGUGCGGCCGCCGCCGGGCCAGGAGGCGGCGUGGAGGAGCGGCGGCGGCGGUGGCCGGGGCCUCAGCCAGCGCAGUGGAAAUGGAAAUGUUGGGGGCGGCGGCGGUGGUGGCGGUGGUGGGGGCGGCGGAGCGGGCUGGCGCAACGGCGGUAUUGCGGCGGCGGCCGCGGCAGCUGUGGCUGCAGCGUCGGGGGCGGGCGCGGCGGGGGCAGCAGGGUCAGCGGGGUCAGCGGGGUCAGCGGGGGCGGGGGCGGCGGAGGUGUGGGGUGACGGCGGGGGAGGAGUGCCGGUGCCCGGUGUGCAGCCGGCGCAGUACGGGAGCUCUGCUGGUCGAGCCCACCCGGGCAUAGCAGCAGCAGCAGCAGCAGCAGCAACAGCAACAGCAACAGCAGCAACACGGGAGGGGCAUGCAGGUGCCGUGGUAGGCGUCGCCCCGCAUGCCGCGGCGACGGCCGCGGCCGCGGCGGCGGCGGCGCCGGUGGCGGCUGUAGCAGCGCCUGUUGCGACUGAGGCCGCAGCGGGUGGUGGCAGCGGCAGUAGCAGUGGCGGCGGCGGCGGCACGACGACGGCGGCGGCGCCAGAUCAGCAGCCGUCUGCGGCGCGGGCUGCCGAUGCGGCGGGGGUGGGAAAGCGGCGCCGAGUGGUGCGGUUUGCGGACGGCGGCGGCGAGGAGUGAACUGGACUGGAACAUUUCGUAGAUGAUGUGCGCGACGCGGUUAUCCGGGUGCUGUGUGCAGGGAAUCCAUGCGGCUGCGAGUGUUUGGGCGGCAUAGCAUGACUGGUCUAUAUGGCUUGCGUGCGGGUACUUCAGCUUUGAAUGAAUGCGCACACCGUGGUCCAUGCAUUGCUGUUUGCGACACAGCGACGGUGGCGCAGCUUCAGAUAUGGUGCACUGCCGCGAAGCUGUGGCGCUGGUGGCGGGGGUGGUCCUCGUCUGCACCGUGUUCUGUGGUGGGACUGGAGCGGCGGGCGGAGGGGCUUGCGGUGCGGUGCGGUGCGGUGCGGUGCUGUUGUAAGCAUACGGUAACGCAUCGUGAUCGUUGCAAGCUACGCAUACUGUAACGCAUCGUGUAUGCCAGGGUAGGGUGACCGUUGCUGCGGGCCGGUCCUGGCCGUUUGGCCCACCCCGGCCGGCAGGACUGGCACGGUCCUGGCUGAAGUACCCUGCUGGGGACGUACGGUUGGUCGGUAGCAUGUGCGCGUGUGCGGCGCCGUUGUGCUUCCUGUCUUGUGCUGUGAAGUGACAAAUGAGCGGCACGACAAGCUGGGCUCAAUCCUUCCAUGUAAGUCUUUCAACCA